This is a messenger RNA of Eremothecium cymbalariae DBVPG#7215, 348 nucleotides long. RefSeq names its product Coi1p (gene COI1). The transcript has 2 exons. NCBI's taxonomy places the organism in Eukaryota, Fungi, Ascomycota, Saccharomycetes, Saccharomycetales, Saccharomycetaceae. Bases 1 to 348 code for a protein of 115 amino acids. The record is from RefSeq and is a predicted model, not a curated record.
AUGAGCAUUAAUCCAUUUGCCAACAUUGGACAGACUGUUCUCUACCUGUCCGGAGCCGCUAUUCUUUCAGUGGUAGUGACCAAAACAGUUAUUCGUCAGAGGAGAGAUAAUAAUUUCCGUCCACAUGCUCGUGAUACGGACGAAGAUGCUGGUAAGGAGGAGGGGGACUAUUAUAGUAAUUUAGCCAAGGUUAAGCCUGGCUUCCCGUUGGAGCAGGGUAAGAGCAACGAGAGGAGUCGGAAAAGUGAGUUUGAAGGCGCUGGUCUGUCUUAUAAGAGCAGGAAAGGUGGUGACAGACUUGGUUUCCUCGAUAGGCGGCGGGGUGCGGACGAUGACAACACCAAGUAA